Messenger RNA from Mizuhopecten yessoensis (Yesso scallop), 5494 nucleotides. RefSeq lists its product as uncharacterized. Gene Ontology annotation, molecular function: protein binding. The transcript has 9 exons. NCBI's taxonomy places the organism in Eukaryota, Metazoa, Mollusca, Bivalvia, Pectinida, Pectinidae. The record is from RefSeq and is a predicted model, not a curated record. Bases 191 to 3475 code for a protein of 1094 amino acids.
AGACUUUUCAUAACUGUCAUGUUAACUCCUGGAAACGAGAAGCGAGAAACGGGCGUUCUGUGUUCGCAAUAAGAAAUUAUACUGUAGUAGAAAUCAGAAACUAUUUGUUUCCUUCCAACAUAGUUACCUGAGGGCAUCAUGAUAUAUCUAUCACCUGUAGUCAUGUGACCCCCUGGUAUGAGGUGAAGCUAUGGGUGCCAUCCCAAAUGACAUCCACCAAGCCAUCGAAAUACUCAAGGUCGAUCCUGACCGGGCACUCUGGUCCCACACAAGACGCAUCAGUCUCACCAAAACCAGUACUGGCAAACUAGGCAUCAAGGUCGACAUUAUCCAGGGGAACAACGAAACAUUUUCAAUAGUGACCAAGGUCAAGCCAGAAUGUUGUCUCGGUAGAGGUGACGUCCUGAAUCUACUUGACCGCAUCCUGUUUAUCAAUCACCUUGACGUGACCUUACUUGCCCCAGCACUGCUGUGGAAACUCCUGUCAGGUCUGUCCACCCCUGUCAUAGAGGUCAUCAUCUGUUCCCUUGUCAGCAUCAGUAGCAAACGGAGCCGGGACCAGGUGUCAAACAGCAGUGGUCGGUCCUGCACAGGUAUGCGAAAGGGUCCUGACAAUAAACGUCGGCCUGUCGAGUCAGAGCCUCUCCUUCAGGGAUUGGAGGGCCAGCAGUCGCCAGAGAGCCGUCCAUUCCUAGACAGCACAGGCCUGGGAUCCGCUAACUGUGACGAAAAUCGGGCUACGUCCUUUCCUGCCGUGGACAGCAGGACCCAAGCCAUGACUGAUAUCAAUGGUCGCACGUGUAGUUCUGUCCCAGCAACCAUGAACCACCCCCUGUUGGUUAGACCUAGUACUAAUACCAGUGACCUGCUGCGGUUCCCACACUUCAUACAUUGGGACCCAGUCACAAAGACAGUGUCACUAACACGCGGGGCUAGAGGCUCAUUUGGCUUCAAGUUCAAGGUCAAAAUGUCAAAGAAUGCUGACGACCUGUAUACCCUUGUGGAGUGUAUAACACCAGACGGCCCUGCUGACGGUAAACUCAUGGUUGGUGACUGGAUCCGCUCAGUCAAUGGUCAGCCCCUCCAGAGCCCUAGGGAGGCCAGCAGUAUACCAGAGCUCUUGGCUAAGGAGACCAUGGUACGGAUUGUUUUACAGCGUCCCGAGGGUCUGUCUCAGAACAUCUUCCCCACAACCCCAUCCUUGCCAGACCCAGAUGUAAACUAUCCGUCUGUCCCUGGCCUUCCUCUGGCUUCAGAACCACCCAAGAUGCCUACAUACCAAAGGUUACCAGCCCACAACCCAGGAAAGGCGCGGCCAGCCUCAUGUGACCCUGUACAGCGGGGUGGCAAGAGCUAUCGUGUAAACCCGCUGCCUGACAGCAGCGACCCACAGGAUCCACAGGACAUCAAUGUCGACCUGUUUGAAUUGAACAGGACAGUAAACCUGCCUAAAGUGCGUGUGUUUCUAUGUGGCAGUGAAGCGAGGGCCCUUGCACGCCUGUUAAUGCCCGGCAUGUUAUCUUCUCCGUCAGACAAUAACAACAGCUUGUAUCAGUGUGUCAAGUGCACCAUGGGAAUGGACAGAGAAGGUGCAAUCAGUUUUACAUCCUGGUCCUCGUUUGAUUAUCUCCUUAACGACGAGUCGUCGUCCAGAUUACACGCUAGUAAUGAGUCUUUAACAAAAAGUGACAUAUUCAGAGACCGUGAUGAUGCAAGUUCCUUUAUACACAAAGGUUCUAUCAAUGUAGAAUUCUUCAUAAUGCCAGACGAUAAAUUUACGCCCGAGGACAAAUUUUUCCAUCACUGUUGCCAGUAUUUAUUCACAAGGACUAGUAUAUUUGUAUUGACAUUCGAUGGCGCAAAAGUGGUGACGUCCACCCAUACAGAGAUUCAGCGCCUGCAGAAUGUGAUUCAUACAAUUCGGUGUUUUGACGGAUAUGAAUGCCCAAUUUUGACAUAUGGAUUGUUGUACAAUGAUGCCACUGUGGGCGUCGAUGAAGUACGCACACUUUUCUAUCUGCCGUUCGGCCAGCAGAUACAGAAAUAUAACGUGCCCAUGCCAGAACUGUUCUGCCCUGGAGUGGAUGGUGUAGAGGCUCAAGAUGUGAGUCGUCAGCUCCAGCGGGGAAUUUGGAAGGUUCUUGGUGAAAUGACACUGAAACAGAAGAUAUCACUGCCCUCUGUGGCAAUGAUGCUUCAGCUUGAAGCCGUAAGGCGGGGCGAACAGAAGCUGUUUAUUGAUGAGGUAGAGUUCUCCAGCAUGUUUCAGGACGAGGUACCAGGAGGUGGUCAGGACCUUCAGCAAAUUGUCUGGACCGACCUUAAAAAUGUUGGCGAGAUCCUGUCAUCAAAAGCAGCUCCACUGACUUUGUCCCAUGUACUACACCUUGACAAGUUUCUGUUCAUCGAUCCAAAAGUUCUUCUGGAUUGUGUGCAGAAUGUCAACGUGUUCCUUCAGCAGCUGAUGGGAGUGCAGUCCCUAGAAGGGGCCCGGCAAAAAGGAGUCCGGGGCCUCAGCACGGGGGUCAUCACCGAGGAAGACCUCACCGAUAUCAUUUCCCAACAGUGUCAUAACAACUCUGUGGAAAAGAUCAUCCAUCUGCUGGAAAUAUUUGGGCUUAUUUUCCGUCAGAAAUCUUCCGGGACAGAUUCGGGAGGUAUGAAUUACUUAGUCCCGUAUGUGAUCACAGACCAGAGCACCCUGGCGCCCCCUACAGCAGAACCAACGGAACUGUGCCUGUAUGUGGACUUCCGCAUGCACACAUCAAGCCUGGUGUUUUACCAGUUAGCCUUUGCGAUCAACAACAGCAGCGAUUGUCACAAUCUUGCCAUGAUUGGCCCCGCCUCGUGUUGUCUCUCACACCUCGGCUACGACCUCACCCUUCAUCAUCAUAAGCUCCGGGAUCGGAUACAGAUCAACCUUGCCAGGUCAGAAGCUGCCUGCAACCCUUAUGUGUUGUACCAGUGGUUACACAAAGUGUGUAAGGCUACGUUGGGCUUGGACGUCAAGUACGUGUUAGGACCGUCAUGUCCGCUGCAGGAGAAGUGCGUGUUUAACAACCAACACCGCUUGGACAUGCACGUGCUUGACCUCAGCAAACGACAGAUAUGCUGCAGCAGCGAGAAGCUUGACAAUCAUCGCAAGGUCAAAAUAUGGCUCCCGAAUAUGAUGGGAAAGUAUAUGAACGAGUUGCCUCAUACCAUUCUGAGGAGGAUCAGCCAGAAACUACAUCUAGAUACUACCUUUGGUAACGACUGGAAGCUCCUUGGAGGAUUACUGGGCUUGACCGGAGAGACGAUCGCGCUGUAUGACACACACAAGGAGCCCGCCUACCAGCUUCUGAUGGACCAAGGCCGAAGUCACCGCCUAACUUUGGCCCUACUUCUGGAGCUCCUUCAGCACACUGACAUGGAACGCCGUGACAUCACCAGCUUGAUAGAGGACUGGCUAGAUAGUAACCCUCAAACACUCUGAGACUUUAUUUCUGUUACCCCAGUGAAGGAAUUCUGAUAAUGUGCUACUGUAAUUUUGAAAACCUACAGGAGUUCUGAUUUACUUGGACUGGAAUUUUUAUAACCUGACUGAAAUUUGAUACACCUCAACUAGAAUUCUCAGAGCAUAACACAAAUUCUGUUACAGGUAUCUCAAUUUUGAUCAACUGAAUCAGGAAUAGAGAACUGGUACCUAACAUAUAACGGAAUUCUAACAUCCUAGGACUGUACUUUUAGACCAAUGUAGAUGCUGAAAUCUUGGUCCACAAGUGUUGGAAUUAUGAAAGCCAUAAAUUUUAGCCAUCAUAGCUAUUAUAAAUACACCUUAAACUAUUUCAUGCUCACUUUAUCAAAGAAUAUGAGACUUUAGUUGACACCUUGACAUCAAUCUUGGUGUUUGCAUAUCAGUGUUUGUUAAGAUUUUGGUGCAAGUGUUCAUUGAAAUUCACUAAAAUAAUGUGCAGUAUUUGAACUACCUGGGCCGGGUUCUGAUAUUUGGCAUAGAGGUUCCUUAGGGGGCCAACAUUAAUGCAGUUUAUUGACAAUAGAGACAGAAAUUGUUUUAUUUUUUACCUGCUUUGGACUUUAUCUACCUAAAUCGACAUGUUACAACUUUGGUGCAAGUGUUGAUAUGCAUUCAUUAUUUCCAAGAGGUCAAGGAAAGUGAUAUUUGGCAUGGAGGUUUCUGGGGGGGGGGGUCAACUUUCUUGCAUAUUCUUGAGUAGGUGAGUUGGGUUUUAGUGUUCACUGUAUACAGGAUACAAGAUUAUUUUGAAAAAUUAGAAUACAUACAUAUAUAUAUAUCAUUUGCACUGUGUAACACAAUCCAAAGUCAUAUUGACUUUAACAAAUCACAUGAUGAGAAUUUUAAUUUAUCUUGACUACAAUUCCCAAAGCAGUUUAAUCCUGUGCUCGUUCAUCCCUGGAAUGUGUCAAAGCAAAAUUGAAGACACACAGCUAGAUAUUUGAUUGGUCUCAGGUAUAAAUAGUCUUACCAAUCACUAGUCCUUUGAACAUUACAGAGAAGCAACACCUGGCAUCAAAGUCACUCAAUUUUACUGUUACAGGACCCCAAGAUUCUUUUGAUGUACAUCAAAGGAUCAAACUAGUCUUCUUGUCUCAACCACAAGGUGGCGCACACUGAGUUUUCAUUUUUGCUAUGACAUGUUCCAGGGGUGCAGAGAGGGAAAGUGAGCAAAAAAAGGAGGAUUAUUGAGGAUACCAAGAGUUUUAAUCCUGUGAUUAGAUUAUUGAUAAAGCCUAUCUUAUUAAAACAGGUCAAAGGUCAAUAUAAUAGGUCAGUCUAUAGAUUUAUGUGAUACAGCUCAUACAUGUAAGGACACUUCUCAUACAUGACUGAAAAGAGGCAAAUAUCAAAAGGACAACCAAUACAUGUACUUUAAUGAUUAAAAGGCAAAUGUUAUCAGGAAAAACUGAUACAUGGCUGAAAAGAGGCAAAUAUCAAAAGGACAACCAAUACAUGUACUUUAAUGAUUAACAGGCAAAUUUUAUCAGGAAAAACUGAUACAUGAUUGAAAAGAGGCAAAUAUCAAAAGGACAACCAAUACAUGUACUUUAAUGAUUAAAAGGCAAACGUUAUCAGGAAAAACUGAUAAAUGACUGAAAAGAGACAAAUAUUAUACAUAUGUAUAUAUUUUUUUCAACAAAAUAGUGUGAGAUUUUUGUAAGUAUUAAGUGCUGACAUUACAUAUAUAUUUUUUGUGGUGCAUUCUAAUAUGAAAAGCAUUACGUUUGUAUUUGUUAAUAUUUGUUAUUAGUAUUGUAUAAUGGUAUACAUACACAUUCCCUUCGCGUAGUAUUUACACAGAAACAUUUAGUGACACUGUGAUAUAUACCCUCCGUGUUUUACUUACUCUUUUGUUCUGUGUUUUAGAAAUGAAAUAGAGAUUUAAAUAGUUUCCCAGUGUAUAUAUCCAUACUAUAUAUAUAUAUAGUCCAGUGUAUAUAUCCAUACUAUAUAUAUAUAUAGUCCAGUGUAUAU